AGCCUCUUUUAAGAUUUUUUUCAUCAUUUAACAGAUCCAACGUGAGUCAGCUGGUCACUCUUCACUUUGACUCAAAACCAAUUUCUGUUCUCUGUCACGUGGGAGAUUUUGGAUGUGGAGAAGGAGGAUGGACACCAGUCAUGAAGAUUGACGGAAACAAGUCAACCUUCCACAACAAUUCCCCGCACUGGACCGACAAGAAGGAUUUUAACCUUCCAGGAGGCAAGACUGGGUUUGACUUACAAGAGACCAAGUUACCGACCUACUGGAACACACCCUUCUCCAAGAUCUGUCUCGGUAUGAAGAUCGGCCAACAGACCAAGUUCAUCGUCAUCAACAAGCCAGCCAACUCUCUGUACUCACUGAUCGCUGACGGGAAGUACCGCCCCACCUCACUGGGUCGUAACAAGUGGAAGAAGCUGAUUGGUUCACAGGCCUCCUUACAGCGCAACUGUAACAAGGAAGGGUUCAAUGCCGUGUGCAACAGUUAUCGUAGGGCGAGAAUUGGCAUUCUUAGUAACAACGAGAACGCGUGCACCACCUGUGACUCGAGAAUCGGGUUCGGUAUAGGAUCACCUAAACAAAUCAUUUGUGGAAACGUGGCAAUGCAUGGCGGUGAUAAUGGAGACAAACACAUCAAAGCCAUGGGAUACAUUCUAGUUCAGUGAUAAGAACUUUGUAAGAUGCCGUCCUGUCAAACAAGCUUUUAACGGCUCAGUAGAUUAGCAUCGAUACGCUUUGUACUGUAGAACAAAUAAAAAGUGGUGAUGGCAAAAAAAAUAGAUGUUCCUUCUUUUUACUAAUGCUGGGGCGCUCGGAUUUAUAUG
This is a messenger RNA of Orbicella faveolata, 827 nucleotides long. RefSeq lists its product as uncharacterized. NCBI's taxonomy places the organism in Eukaryota, Metazoa, Cnidaria, Anthozoa, Scleractinia, Merulinidae. The record is from RefSeq and is a predicted model, not a curated record.